UCGGAGCGGGCGGGUGGAAGGCGGCAGCGGCAGCAGUAGAAGCGGCGAGGGGAGGAGAGAUCUGUGAGGCGCUGCUCUGGUUCAGAGCGGGGCCUGAUCGCUGGGUGAUUGCGGCCGGCUGGCCGGUGCCGCUCGUUGUCGGUCCGUUUGAACUCGGGAGGCGGGUGAUCUUCCCUCCCUAUCUCUCUGUCUGUCUCUCUCUGUCUGUCUCUCUCUCUCUCUCUCUCCCUCCCCCGGCCGGGGCCUCUAAGAUGGCGGCCGGCGUGGAGUCACAGGCCGGCCCGAAGCGGCAGCUCGCCGAGGUGGUGGAGCAGUACCGCGGCCUUUCCGAGAGCGACAAGCACUGGCGGAUCCGCAGGCAGUUCAUCGUCCGCCAUAUCCAGGAUUACCCGGACAACAGGACGGAGCAGCUGCUCGCCCUCUCCAUGGUCUGGACCAACCAUGUUUUCCUGGGUUGUAGAUACAGCCCAGACCUUUUAGAAAAGGUCUUUCGAAUGGCAGAAGGUAUUGAUGUUGGUGACAUAGGAUCAUGUGAGUUAGUUCCCGGCAGCACAACGAACAAAAGAUCCAAUUCUGACAAUGGUGAAAAUCCAACAGCAAAGCGGAAACCUCCUUUAUUCCGCCCUAGAUUUCGAUUUGAGCCAGUUGCAUUUGUUAGUAGCAGCACCAAGGAGGAGGAUGAAGUGAAGAAAAAGCCAAGUCAAUCAGAGAAGCCGCGAAGGUGGGCAGAUUUGGAUGAAGAUAAUUCAAGUUGUUUGAUUAAAACUGAGGAGAAAUCGGUGAAAGCAGAACCUCAGCCCAACUCAAAUGUGAACAAAUCUAACAAAAAUUCAAAUGGUCCACUGGUUCCUGCCUCUUCUCAGAAUUCUAGCACAUUUGAUUAUGACUCCUUGUAUAAAACCAUCUUCACAGAUGGAGAGCAAGCCAAAAGUGGAAACUGCGUUAAUGGGAUAAGCUGUUUAAGCACUUACAUGUCUAAAAUACAGCAGAACUAUUCUGCAAAGUAUGAGGCUUAUCAUUCCAACCCAUCAGAUCUUUAUCCAACAAUGAGGGGACCGGAUUUUUCUAAGACCCCAGUUGCCAAUAAACAGGGCUACAAGGGCCUGGGCUUCACACAGACCAAACGGUCGAAGAGUAGAAAAUCUUCCAAGAAAAAUGCCAGUAAGUCAGUACUCCCGGAACCUUUGUCAAGCAAGGCUUCUCCAUCUGGUGGGUUUUCUCCAUCUGCAAUAAAGAGCCGACAGACUUUCUUUAAUAUGCUCCAGAUAUCUGUGUCAAGAAAGCUUAGUUCUAUUGGAGGCUUCAGUAACCAGCUGAACCAUAGUGAUGUACUAAGUAGCUGUAUUCAGACAUGUAAAACAAACCCUCAGUAUUUCUACGUAUCGCUAAAGGAGAUCCCUCCAGCUGAUGUACCAAAGAACAAGAAAGUCUUGACGGAUGGCUAUGCCUGUGAGUUGAGGUGUCAGGGGGUUUACUUGGCUACAGGUUAUGCUGGCAGCAAAAUUGGAGCUCGCGAUAGGGCCUCUGAGCAAGCCUUAAAGUUGUUCCUUAAAGAUGUGGUGGUUGAGGUUGUGAAGCGCAAGUGUAAAAGCAAUUGUAUUGACGACUUAAUACUGUGUGAAAAAAACACCCCUCGAAAUGACAUUCCACCUGCUCUCAAAAAACCAGAUGAGAAAAUCCCAAGCAAAGAUACUAAAGAUAAAGAUACAGCCAAUAAAGGAAAUGAAACAACGAAACAGAGCAGUCGACAUUCAAAGGAACUCAAAAAGAAGCACUGGAUGGAUUUUGUCAUUUUGGAGACUGCAAAAAAUGCUGUCUGCAUUCUGAACAAUUCUGCUCAAUUCAACAGAAUGACCGUGGAUUACAAGUUUCAGCUGACACCCAGUCAGGUCUGGCAUUGCCGUGUUUUUGUCGAAGACCAUUUUAUUGCUGAGGCUUAUGGAACCAAGAAGUUGGUGAAGCACACAGCAGCAGAAAAAGCUUUGAAUAUACUGAGGGAAACGCAACCAGUUGUAAAAUCAAGCAAGCCCGGAAAUACUGAUGCAGCCAUCUCUCGAAAUGCAAUUCUCGGACGAUCGGCAGAGGAAGCUCUUAAACAAAAGAUCACAGAGGACAACAUUGGCAAUCAGCUUUUACGGAAAAUGGGUUGGAAGGGGGGUGGUUUAGGGAAAGAAGGUGAGGGUAUUGCAGAGCCAAUCAUGGUAAAAGAACAGUUCAAGAGGGAGGGCCUGGGUUUGGAGAUGAGCAAGAGUGGUUCUAAAUUAAACAAGCGAGAUAUAGAAGAUCUUAUCAAAAACUAUGCCCGCUCAGACAAGCAGGAAGAGCUGACCUUUUCCAAAGAGCUGACAAACGACGAGCGAAUGCAAAUUCAUCAGAUGGCUGCAAAAUAUGGCCUCAAGAGUAAAUCGUAUGGAAAAGGAAAGGAGCGCUAUUUGGUUGUGAGCAGAAAAGUCCGUGUAGAUGAUAUUAUGAACCAGCUUGCACAGGAAGGACAGGUUGGCCGAUUUGAAUUGGUCGUGCCAGGUUCUUCAAAUUGAUGCAGAACUCCGCCCAAUUUUCCCUUUUUAUUUAUGUGCAGUUUUCUUCAGAAGCGAGACUUUUUCCCCGGUAACCUGAAUUCAGUUAUUGUAAAUGGUUUCUCAAUUGCAAUAGAAGUUUAUUUACAUCUAUUAUUUACAGUUUUCAAAUUGUCAUCAGUGAGGUAGAUGUUCAAAGCAAGGCAUCCAAAAUGAACUGUCUCAGUAUUUCUGCAUCACCUUUUUCCUUGUAUAAAGAUAACUGUCUGUGUUAUUUACAAAAAAUGGUAAUAAACUGCCACUGUUGAAAUUA
This is a messenger RNA of Carcharodon carcharias (great white shark), 2829 nucleotides long. RefSeq names its product NFKB repressing factor (gene nkrf). Gene Ontology annotation, cellular component: nucleoplasm; nucleolus. NCBI's taxonomy places the organism in Eukaryota, Metazoa, Chordata, Chondrichthyes, Lamniformes, Lamnidae. Gene Ontology annotation, molecular function: nucleic acid binding. The record is from RefSeq and is a predicted model, not a curated record. The transcript has 3 exons. Bases 252 to 2537 code for a protein of 761 amino acids.